This is a messenger RNA of Daphnia pulicaria, 2345 nucleotides long. It is a transcript of the gene Tis11, whose product is annotated as mRNA decay activator protein ZFP36L2-A-like. The transcript is spliced from 2 exons. Bases 835 to 2061 code for a protein of 408 amino acids. Gene Ontology annotation, molecular function: metal ion binding; mRNA binding. Lineage: Eukaryota; Metazoa; Arthropoda; Branchiopoda; Diplostraca; Daphniidae. The record is from RefSeq and is a predicted model, not a curated record.
GUGUGUUUUUUUAUGUAAUUUAUAACACGAAUCAAGGUCGUUCGUGACCAGCGGCCAUGAUAGAUUUUUUGUCCCCUCCUCCCUCCCCGAUGAUGAUUAUCUAAAAAAGUCCUGUGUGUUGAAUAGUUAAUGUCGUAGUGGUGCUGCUGCCAAGAGAUGACUAGGAGAAAGUUGAGAGAGGGAAUUCUUUCACCAGUUUUUCAACCACUAACCUGGUGACCUACCUGCACCCGAGACCCACUCUUGAACCGGCUCUUGUCUAUUUUCUUUCCUUCCCAAAAAGUAUCUUAUUAUUUUUAUCUGUCGAGAGACUUGCGCCACAUUGGCCGAUAAGAAAAACUGUGAACGGCCAGUCGAUGGAUAUUUUUCGUGUCCUGUCUUGUCCACGUGAUUGAGGGAAAACUUCCGGGCACGAGGUGCACGUGUGUGUGUGUGCAAAGGGAAGCCAUUGCGACACUUUCGCGUGCCGAUCAUCUUUUCUUCUUCUUCUUGUUUCGUUUGGGAACGUUGAUUCAAUUAAGUCAACUUUCUACUAGCUGUAGGGAGAGAAAAAGAGAAAAUGUUGGACAAAGGGAAAAUGAGGAAGGGAGGCCUACUGACCUACUUGUUGCUCUCUCGUCCACUCCGCCCUCUUUCUCUUGGAGAUGGCAGAGGGGGGGGGGAAGGAGUCGCGCAAUUUUCACCUCGAUACUUUCUAACUGGGAAAAAUAGAAUUGGACGGACGUUAGAGCUCUUUCCAUUCUUCAGUCGCCUUCCAGCUUCCGUGCUGGACGUGUCGUGCAUCUUUUUUCUCUCAUUGGAUAACUCCAAAUCUCUACCAACAACCAACACGAAAUGCCUUCAACUUUGUCCCGUAGUUAUUCGGUGCCAGUGAGCUUUGUUCCGACACAGCCGACACGUUCGAAGGAUGUUGCGGCGUCGACCAUGAAUCAUCAGAUUGACCCGAAAGCGGUGGGUGCUCACAGGCCGUUGAGUCGUCGCCGUUCUAAUCCUCCGGGCAGCCCAGAUUCGGACGAGGGCAGCCUCUUUGGAGCUGAUUCGCUAUCGUCGUUAUCAUCUCUGCUGACGAAUCAAUUGCAGCAACACAAUAAUCAUUCAACUUUGAUGAUGCAAUUGCAUCGAAGCGGUCACCGCAAACUGGACAGGAGCCACAGCGAGCCGGUGGUCGAUCGAUCUGCCCAAUUGGCCCAGCAGCAACAGCAAAUCAAUCAGCAGCAGCAAUCCAAUUCCAGCCGCUACAAGACGGAGCUGUGCCGACCUUACGAAGAGAAUGGAACCUGCAAAUAUGGCGACAAAUGCCAAUUUGCUCACGGAUUUCACGAGCUUCGCAGUCUCAUCCGUCACCCCAAAUACAAGACGGAAUUGUGCCGCACUUUCCACACCAUCGGCUUUUGCCCCUACGGCCCACGUUGCCAUUUCGUCCACAAUGCCGAAGAGGCUCGCAACAAUUCGCCACCACCACCGGCCACCAAGAACAACAAUAGCAACAACAAUCAACACGCUCAUCGUGGUAAAUUCACUCUUCCGGCCGGAGUGGUUGGAAUGGGUGGCAAUGGAUCGACGGCUGAUUCUCCGUCUCCUCCGUCGUCAUUGAGCGAGUCUCCGACCUCAAUGAGCACUUUCUUCUCGGAUGACAUGUAUCCGGGCAACCCGUUUUCACCAAUGGGACCCUCAUCAUCUUCAUCUUCGUCUGGAUUGGGCAACGCGUCCGCCUUCCUGUUUGGAUCGACCGAUUUCGGUUUGCCGCUCUUUUCCUCUGGAAAGGCCAACAGUUACUCGUCGGCCUUCAACAAUAACAACAACAGCAGCACCAACAACAACAAUUUGAAGCGUUCGGUGACUUCGACUGGCAAGAAUUUUAUUCCGGAAUUGGACUCGCCUUCACCGGUGGGCUCUUUGGCUUCCGACUUGGAUUCGCUGAGUCUGGGCAGCACGAGCUGCAGCAGCAGCAGCAAUGGCGGCACUAGCCCUCCACCAUCCAUCUCCAGCCCGAUGGAUACUUCACGCGCUCUCCGGCUCCCCAUUUUCAGCCGCAUCUCCGAGACUUUGAACGAAGAUUAAGAAAAUCUAAAUUGCAAAAAGGGGGGAUUAUUUCUACAACAACAACAACAACAUACCACAUGCUAUUUACUAAUCAACUUUGAGGUAUUUACACUAAAAAAAAAAGAAAAAGAAAAAAAAAAAAACAAUCCGGAAGUGUGUGGGUGUGCGCGUAAGAGAGAAGGGUGUUUGUGGCUUUAUAUAUUUCGAUGCCACUGUGAUAGAAAAUGAUUCAAAUAUUUUUUUGUUUCUUUUUUUGAGAAAAAAAAAUCAGACCAAAACAUGCAAAAGAUUUUUGACUUCCC